Messenger RNA from Drosophila takahashii, 956 nucleotides. RefSeq lists its product as uncharacterized. The record is from RefSeq and is a predicted model, not a curated record. Lineage: Eukaryota; Metazoa; Arthropoda; Insecta; Diptera; Drosophilidae.
UUAUUUUUAUUCGGAACGUCACUUCGACCGGUUUAAAACAUACAAAUUAUACGUAGAAAAUUUUAAGUUAUAUUAUGGCUUUGAAUAAAAUUGAUACAAAUAUUUCAAAACAAUUAAAUCGCUGGCGCAAUGUGGUUAUUUUCAUGUGUCGACAAUCGAGAAAUGCUCACGUAGCUCAGCGGCCAUCGACAUCGGAGCAAGAAGUGACAAGCGAAGCAGCCAAAAAAGUGACCGACAGUUUGGUGUGGUCGAAAAACUCGCCAGUGAGCCUGCUUGUGGAAACCGCCCGGAAGCCACAGCACAAUAGGACACUCGAGCUGAAGAAAGCUGCUGCCCAGCUCAGCAGGAGCAAUGAGUCCCUUAAGGCGCACUUCAUACAGAAGCGAACCGAUCGCACUGCCGAGGAGUUUUUGGCCAAGGAGCCGCAGACGGCCAAAAAGCUUGCCAACUUGAUGUCCCUCAACAUCGCAAUGGUCGAGACGAAACGCCCGCGAUCUUCCAGUGCGCCACCCAGGGGUAUGGAAACGGAUCAUUCCACGAUGGGCACCAUCGACUUCAAGCCGCAAAGCAACCACAGUGUGCGAUGGCAGUAUAAAAAGACCUCCGAAAAGGAAACCACCGGGCUUGAGCCGAGCUUAAAAGAUGCGAAGGAUCGCCAGAAGAGCCCUCUGAAGAGCACUCAAAAGGUUGCAGAGCAACCAGUGGUUGCUGCUGAGCAUCCACAACAAAAAGCAUCUGAAGUGGAGAGUAAGCCAAGCAAAAACGAUAAAAUUACCAAGACCGUGAAUAAAUUGAAAAUAGGUUCCUUGACAAGUCUGAACUCGGAGGACAGGCAAGAUUGGCAAAAUAAUCUGCGUAAAGCGACUGAAACAAUUCAAGAACCGGUUUCUAAAAAUCCAAAUUCCCUGGCUAAAUGGAAAAUAGGUUCCAGGUCAAUCCCUCGUUUAGACAUUUAG